Molecule: messenger RNA, 2025 nt
Organism: Patiria miniata (bat star)
Lineage: Eukaryota; Metazoa; Echinodermata; Asteroidea; Valvatida; Asterinidae
Product: peroxisome proliferator-activated receptor delta-like
Exons: 8
Coding region: 417-1769 (450 amino acids)
Biological process (GO): positive regulation of transcription by RNA polymerase II; negative regulation of transcription by RNA polymerase II; regulation of lipid metabolic process
Molecular function (GO): RNA polymerase II cis-regulatory region sequence-specific DNA binding; nuclear receptor activity; zinc ion binding
Source: RefSeq, a predicted model, not a curated record
UCAGGCCGUAUGCUGCACUAAAAAGGCAGGAGUAAUUCCUGUGUUUGGUGAUUUUCCACUACCGGCGUAAACUUGUACUUUGGAAUCUACGUUGUUGCUGUGGAACUAUCUAGUGCAAAGUUCAUCGACGAGUGAUUUGUCUUUGUAACCCAUCGUGCGUGUGUACAGUCAACACGCAGAUACGAGAUCAUGAUCAUGUGACUUAUGCGUGUUGUGAGGCAGGAUCUUUUAUAAAAUGUGUGAAGUACUGAAUUGAUAAUAUUUCUAUGGAGGAACGAACAUUAGGCCUAUGUUGUGUCAACGUUACAUAGUAUAUUUCCACUAUAGUAUCUACAGAUUACGUUCCACAGGGUGACUGGACGCUUUUUAUUGAAUUACAAAUGAAGUAACCACCUGCAAUCUAAUCAUCAACGAUAAUGUCGGUAACUAUUGACGACUGUCGACGAGAGGAGGCAGAGGCAGUCAUAACUUCCCGAUUCAAGACCUAUCUGCAGGCGGAGGGACCGCUUAAGAAACGGGCCAAGAUCGAGUCGGUGGACAGCAGUCCGUACCCGUCAGGAUCCGAGACGUUAGGGUCGCUGUCGGAUGACUCGUCGGAUGAUACCAGUAAAAACUUCAAUUACAGUGAAAUAAUUCGUUGCCAAAUAUGCGGCGACAAGGCCUCUGGCAUGCACUAUGGUGUCUACUCCUGCGAAGGAUGUAAGGGAUUUUUCCGACGGACCCAGCGGAUGAAUCUGGAAUAUAAACCCUGUCCAUUCUGGGAAACCAAACCAUGUGACAUCACCAUCAAAUCACGCAAUAAGUGCCAAUAUUGCCGCUUCCAAAAAUGCCUUGGACUGGGCAUGUCCACAGGGGCCGUUCGCAUGGGCCGCGUGCCACGCGCGGAAAAGGAAAAACUCAUGCACGAGAUGGAGCACAUCCGGGACAGUGUGGCGCUGAACGAGACGGAGGAAGAGCGCCAGCAUCGGCUGUUUGUGGGCAGGAUUUACGAGAACUACGCCGACCACUUUGAGGGCGAGAAAUCGGAACGGGAGAUCGAAGGCUUCCGAAUGUAUGUCAAUCAGGAGAUGGAAGUAACUUUCCCCACCGGUAUCGUCUUCACCAUCCAUCCCAUGAGUACAUCCCCGGAGCUACUCGCCGGCAAGCCCCGCGAGCUCACCAACCCGUUCCACGUCAGUAGACACCUGUCCUGCGCCUCGGAAAUCGGCAUCCACAAGAUGGCUAGUUUCCUCAAGAAGGUGCCGGAGUUCAGGGCGCUGUCUGCCAAUGAUCAGCUCAUCCUCUUUAAGGAGUCGUGCUUUGAAGUCGCAAUCACUUGUAAUGCAGAGAGGUACCACCUGGGGAUCAUCCAUUUUCCUGAAAACAACACCUACGUGCAAGAGCAACGAAUGGAACAGAUCUGUAUGCGCAUGGAGAUCCAACAGCCAAAGAUCAAGUACAUCACGAGGUUAAAUGCGCUGAAACUGAGUGGACGGGAGAAGGCGCUGUUCACAUUGCUCAUUCUUAUGGCUCCAGAUCGGGAAGAGUUAACAGACACGGAGGCCGUCGAGAAAUUCCAAAUCAAGCUCGUCAACGCCCUCGCCAUCGAGCUAGCCCGUAACCACGCCCACAAGAAGAACUUCCUGGCGCGCGCCCUCAACCUACUGACCUUACUCCGUGACGUCAUGCCGGAGCAGAUCAGCAAACUCAACGCCAUCAUUAGCAUGUUCGACGGUCAGUUGCCCGUCCAGCCCAGCCCGCUCAUGAAAGAGGUGUAUCGCCUCACGUGAUGUAUGUCCAUAGCAACGCAUCAGCUGUUGUUGCCUGGCAACACGUUCUAUGGAGAUCCAUGUUACGGGGGUCGACAGAGGGCGUCCUGUACCCUCUUAAACUUACUUAUUACUGCAAGACAUGCCAGGUUUUGUUGAAUACAUCAAUUCCAUUUUGGAAUUAUGUUGACGUUCUGAUAGUCAUUACUGGGAUGCUUCCUUGUCUCAGCGCCCAUCACAUGUGCGAUCUGUAUAGCUCUAAACACAUCACUAAAGG